AUGCAGCGGCCGGGUGGUCGCCAUCGCCACAAUGGCCACUCUCUGCUCCGCAAUAACAAUUCCAUGGCCUCAUACAUCGCUUCUCCUCCGCCGCGCGCUGCCUCCACCGGCGCCUAUGCGGAAUACUCCAACAACAACAACAACAGGCCUAUAAAGCCCGAGCUGGUCUGCAAAUGGACGGACCACGAGCACCGUGACCGAACUUCAAAACAAAGGAUAUGCGACCAAACUUUCAGCUCCAUGCACGAGCUGGUGGACCACGUAAGCACCGAGCACGUCGCUGGGCUCGAGCCCCUGAGCCAUGUUUGUAUGUGGGAAAAAUGCCUGAGAGAAGGAAAGGCGUUUAAAGCCAAAUAUAAACUGAUCAACCACAUCAGGGUACACACUGGGGAGAAACCAUUCUCCUGCACUUUCCCAGACUGCGGGAAAGUGUUCGCUCGGUCGGAAAACCUCAAGAUUCACACGCGCACGCACACAGGUAUGUAGAUUAUGUUCCAUAAAGGACACUGGGAAUGCCAAAAAAGAACCUACCUUUUCGUCUCCUUCAGUCCAUAGUGAAAGGUUGUUAUUCUACAUAGCGUCAUUGGGCCUAUACUAAAACUAAACAAUUGGACAACAUUUCUGAUGAUAUACAGUAGGUCAGUCACUGCUUGCCAGACAUGCAGAACACGUCAUCAUGUUGACAUGUUCCACACACCGUCCUAUUCAGGAAGUAGCCUGAUUGUGGAGUAGCAGGUUACAUUGUGUGGUGGGGUUUGCCCAUUGACAAGAAGCAAAGGACCUUAAAGGAGAGCCAGUGAAGCAAGCUGUAGAAAAGGGAUGUUGUUCUCAAUCAGUGAAGUGACACUGUUUGCCAUAUUUCACGCAGCUCCACCAACUCCAAGCUGACAGAUGGUGCAUGGUAAAAGCAGUAGGGUGGACCUUGUAUGUUGUGUUGAAGAUGUUUAGUCUUGUGACUGAUAUCAUGUGACAUUCUAUUUCCUCCCCAUAAUAUCUUCACCUCUUUUUCUAGGUGAGAAGCCAUUUCAAUGUGAGUUCACCGGCUGCCUGCGGAAAUUUGCCAACAGCAGUGACCGUAAGAAGCACUCGCAGGUCCACACCAGCGCCAAACCGUACGACUGCAAGGCCCACGGCUGCUUCAAGUCCUACACACACCCCAGCUCCCUCAGAAAACACAUGAAGAUCCACCUCAACGCACUCAAGUCCUCUCCUACCUCGGAACCCAUAGACCUGUCAUUCACAGGGAUUCUUGGGAAACGUAGUUCCCGGGAUUAUGUAGCUUCGCGGACUAACUGCUCAUCUUCUAGGCUCUCGCUGCCUCCGGCGGUGUCCAACAUUAAGGAGUGGUACGUGUGUACCAGGACCACAGGUCAGGGACAGAACUACCUCCAACUCACAGCAGAUGAGAUCAAGUCAGAGCCAUGUAGCGGUGAUGAGGAGUAUUAUAAUACGACGUAGCAGCAGGACAAUGCUUUGCAGUAUGGACUGUGUGAACUACAAUGAAUCCCAAAUACAGGGAUAGAACUGGAAGAUGAACACAACAUACGUCCCCUGUCAAUAUGGAGAUGUGGUGAACACAACAUACGUCCCCUGUCAAUAUGGAGAUGUGGUGAACUCAAC
Messenger RNA from Coregonus sp. 'balchen', 1620 nucleotides. The record is from the annotation of a GenBank genome assembly. NCBI's taxonomy places the organism in Eukaryota, Metazoa, Chordata, Actinopteri, Salmoniformes, Salmonidae.